AUGCUAACGGAUGGUAAGUCUUGCUUUUGACUUUGUUCUUUACAUGUUUUGCUGCCAUCUCGGAAAAGUUUUCCGAUACAAAUUCGCAUUGCACUCGUUCGGCAGUCACUGUCCAAAAUUUUGUCCGUCCUUUGACUAACAAUUUUAAAUUUUCCGUCCAUAAAAACUGAUCUUCUCUCCUAGGAUAUACAGACGGACGACUCAGCCGGAUCUCUGACCAAGAGAACGACGGAGAAUGGAGAAUCGACUACGUGACGCAAAUCUUCAAUCACCACACAAUGAUCCGACUCUACUUUGACUCCACGAGAUGCGGUAAGCAUCUUUCAUUAAAAGGAAAUGAGUAUGACUGACCUUCCAGUGAAAACAAGUGGGAUGAGAUUCAGACAUGGAGAUACCUACACUCUUCAGAUACACGCUUUCGUGGGAGAAAAUCCUCCUGAGAAUCUCUAUCUGAGACAUGAGAACCAAGGGAUCACUGAAAUGGCGUUGAAGGUCGAAGAAACACAAAAUAUUCAACUCCGAUUCUCAGCUCUCGACGAGGAGAACAAACCAGUUACUGAUCCCGAAGCCCAGAUCCCCAUGACUACAGUAAUCUAUGAUGACAAAGGCGAAGAAUACGCAAAGAUAUAUUGGACAACCACAAUCAACGACCAUUUCGACAGAAAAUCGUUUGAUUAA
Molecule: messenger RNA, 678 nt
Organism: Bursaphelenchus xylophilus (pine wood nematode)
Lineage: Eukaryota; Metazoa; Nematoda; Chromadorea; Rhabditida; Aphelenchoididae
Source: the annotation of a GenBank genome assembly